UUAAUUAAGCACUUGUGACUAUUUUCUAGUCCCUUGCAAAUUGACGGAGAAACAGAAACUGAUGACGGAAAAGCAAGAAGCGAAAAGGCAUGGCCGUAGGUUGGUGGUUGUGGUAUAUCCUUUCCAAGGCCACAUAAAUCCCAUGCUUCAGCUCGCCACCAUCCUCAACUCCAAUGGCUUUUCAAUCACCAUACUACACCCAGAAUUCAACUCUCCGAACCAUUCAAACUACCCUGACUUCAGCUUCGUCUCCAUACCAGACGGCUUGUCUAAAACCAAUACUGUCUCUGUCUCGCCUGGGGAUUUGGCGGCCACCAUAUCGGCCAUUAACAGGAAUUGUGAAGCUCCAUUUCAGCGGUACAUGGAGCAGAUUUUGGAAGCAGAGGAUCCACCGGAUCGGGUCGCCGGUGUUAUUUUUGAUGGGUUCAUGUACUUUGCUCAACGGGUGGCUAAUCAUCUGAAACUUCCCGGGAUUAGUGUGCGUACAAGUGCGGCCGCCUCCUUGUUUGCCUUCGCUGUCUUUCGUCAUCAUGACGGCCACGGCUAUAUCCCCUUCCAAGAUUCUCUCAGUCAAUUAGACCAAGUGCCUGAGCUCGAGGCCCUUAAGCUUAAGGACAUAAUAGUAUCCGCGGCAGCAAAUCCAGCCUUAUUGGAGCUGAGAGCCGUCUUGACAGAAACAACAAAAAACGCUUCAGCAGUAAUAGUGAACACAAUCCACUUCCUUGAACAACAAACACUAACAAAAGUACAGGAAUGUUUCCAAGUUCCAAUUUUUCCCAUUGGCCCUUUUCAUAAACUAGCUCCAUCUUCAUCUAGUUCACUACUAGAGGAAGACACAAAUUGCAUUUCCUGGCUUGACAAACAAGCCCCAGAAUCUGUUAUUUACGUGAGCUUUGGCAGCAUGACAAGCAUGGAUGAAAACGAGCUUCUGGAGAUAGCCUCAGGCCUAGCCAACAGCGAACAGCCUUUUCUGUGGGUGGUUCGACCCGGUUCAGUUCGUGGCCCGGAAUGGGCCGACGAGCUUUUGCCCAAGAGCUUCUGGGAAAGAGUAGAAGAAGGAAGAGGCUGCAUUGUGAAAUGGGCACCGCAAAAGGAAGUGUUGGCACAUGGAGCAGUUGGAGGAUUCUGGAGCCACUGCGGCUGGAAUUCAACCCUAGAAAGUGUUUGCGAAGGGGUUCCGAUGCUAUGCCGACCGUUUUUCGGGGACCAACUUUUGAGUUCGAGGUAUGUGUGUCGUGUAUGGAAGAUAGGCUUGGAGAUGGAGGGUGUAUUGGAGAGAGGGAAGAUAGAAAAAGGGAUUAGAAGACUGAUGGUGGAUAGUGAAGGAGUAGAGAUAAGGCAAAGAGCCAAGGGUUUAAAGGAAAAAGCUGACUUUUGUUUGAGCGAGGAUGGUUCAUCCUACAAUGCCUUGAAUGAAUUGGUGCAGCAUAUACUCUCAUCCUGAUGUGAGGAUGUAUGAAGCCAAAUUUCAGUGAUAAGCAUGCAUCAUGCAUGGGAUACUUCAACUCAGGUUAAGAUGUAAGCUUCUUCUUCUUCUUCUCCUUGAAUGAAUUGGUGCAGCAUAUACUCUCAUCCUGAUGUGAGGAUGUAUGAGGCCAAAUUUCAGUGAUAAGCAUGCAUCAUGCAUGGGAUACUUCAACUAAGGUUAAGAUGUAAGCUUCUUCUUCUUCUUCUUCUUCUUUGAAACUGUGAUUGUAAAGUUUGGGUAAGUUGUCUUUAAAUACUGCACUGUUUGUUAUCAAUAAAAUAAGAUCGUGGAUCAAUUGUUCUGUGAAA
Molecule: messenger RNA, 1776 nt
Organism: Alnus glutinosa
Lineage: Eukaryota; Viridiplantae; Streptophyta; Magnoliopsida; Fagales; Betulaceae
Product: UDP-glycosyltransferase 76H1-like
Exons: 3
Coding region: 62-1444 (460 amino acids)
Molecular function (GO): UDP-glycosyltransferase activity
Source: RefSeq, a predicted model, not a curated record